UUAAUAAUAAUAAUAGUCUUCCUUCCUUUGAGAAAGCAAAGUUGACUUUGUUGAAGGUGUAUUGCUUCAAAACGUAUAUCGACAAGUAUCUUUGCUGGCACUUAUUCCUGCCUUUGAUGUUCAUGGGAUGCGCUAGUCCUUUUUGUUGCCUGGAAUGUGGGACAUAGAGCUCUGUCUCUGUCUAUCUAUAUAUCUGUGUGUUUGCCAGGGGGGUCCGGUGGUGAAGGUGAAGAUCCCGAAGGACCGGGAGGGGAAAGGGAAGCCGUUUGCCUUUGUGAACUUCAAGCACGAGGAGUCCGUCCCGUACGGCAUGAGCCUCCUCAACGGGAUCAAGCUCUUCGGGAGGCCCCUCAACAUACAGUUUCGAUCAGGAAGCAGCCAUGCAUCUCAGGACAACGGCACCCCCUUUGCCCCUCCCAACGGAGGCCUCUCUGCCACGCAGCACCAACAACAAGCGCCAGCCACAAACACCAACAACUGGUACGAGAGGAGCGCAGAGAACUUUUCGGCUUCUUCGUCAUCGUCGUUGGUGCCGCGGUCCUUCUCCUCCUUUUCCCCGGAAAACCUCCAGAGACAAGCAAUGCUGGUGAGCAGCAGUGGCGCGUGGCAGCAGCAGCAGGCCUGCUCUCCGCAUGCGGACGUGAGCUUCCCCUUCCCGCCGUGCCGUCCCUCUCCGUGGCGCCACGAGGCGUCCGCUCCGCUGCAGCGCAAGGCCCGCGCGGUCUCCCACCCCUACCCGGCCGAGGGGCGGCACUACGGCCGCGAGCAGCAGCCCAUGGCCAUGGGGCAGCGGGGCGGCGACCACUUCCACUCCCGCAGCGGGUGGAGCCAUGAUUACGACCCCCACUCCCACUCCCGCAGGGAGGGCAAGUGGCAGCGGCCCUCCCGACACUGAGGCGUGCGCGCACGAGCCGCACGGCACCCCCCUUUCCCUUUCCCUUUCCCUUCUUUUGCAACCACUUCGCAAUACGCUCCCCACACGGCGGGUGAUGUGGACCAAGGAGGAGGGGAGCUGGGAGAGAUCCUUUUUAUAAAAUGUGUGGGUUUUUUACAGAAUAAUAAUUCACCUCCAGUGUAUAUUUUGACAGAAGCGGGUUCCUUUUCGAUGGGACAAUGAGGCGGUUCUUCUCUCUCUCUCUCUCUCUCCCUUCUGGAUUUCUUUUUACUAUAGCGGAGCCGUUGUAGGCAGUGAUUCCACCAGUUGCCCUGUGGCUUCUAAACAGAAGACAUCCAUAUAUAUAGAUCUAGAUCUAGAUCUGGAGGUGAUUGGAUGGAUCAAUAGAUUGGAUGGAUAGACAGAUCUCUCUCCAAUCUCUACCUCUCUCUUCAAUAUGGAGAGAGAGAGAGGUGGAGACAGAGAGAUAGAUGGAUGGAUCUGGAGGUGAUUGGAGAGAGAGAGAAGUUCUCUCCAAUCUCUCAAUCUUCAGUAUGGAGAUAUAUAUCUGUGAUGGAUCUGGAGGUGAUCGGAGAGAUAGAUUGAUUUAUCUCUAAUAUCUAUCUCAUCUCUUCAUUAUGGAUAUAUAUGGAGGUUAUUGGAUAGAUAGAUUUCUAAUACCUAUCUAUGUAUUCAAUUUGGAUGGAUGGAUGUGUGUAUGGACGUGGAGGUGAUUGGAAAGACAGAUCUCUCUCUCUCCAAUACCUAUCUACCGAUUCCUGUCAAUAUUUAUCCGUCUAUCCAUAUCUGUCUCCCUUCUCUCCAAUCACUUCCGGUCUGUCAUUUUGAGAAAACCAGCCCCAUUUCCGCUUUAUUGUCCAUUUUGAGGGGAAAAGGGGGGAAGGGAAAACGGCCGCCAUGUAUUUUAUGAUUCGAGAGAAGAGGAAUAAAAGGCGAUGCAGCGUUUUGGUUGCGUUUUACAGAAAUCCACGAAGGCGGACACUAUUUUUCUAGGCCCGGAAUGCUUUUUGGGAUCCUUGUUGAAAGACCGUUCAGAGGUGGAAGGCUUUAUACUGAAAUGUGCUCGUUGUUAUUGUUUUCUCGUGGAUUUUUAAAAAAGAAAUCUAAAGCCAGCAGUAUCAGAACGACUUUUUAUUUUUUCCCCCCGGAACCAGGAAAGUGAUUAAAAAACUUCUCAGGAAACCAUCGUGUUUGUAUGUAUAUAUAUAUACUUGUGUGUGUUUUUAUAACGCGUUUUUAGAAAUCUAAAGCAAAGCAAGUAUUAAUAACCAAAAUCGAUCGAAUCGCUACAGAAAACAAUUUCAAAAUGAAAACAUUUGAUUUCUGACUUAAAUAUGGAAAAAGCAAAAAUCGAUGAAUGUCCUUAUAAGUAUUAGUCCGAAUGGUAUUAUUCCGGAAAGUUAUAUUCAAGAUGCUGUUUGGAAAUAAAAGGACUGAUAUUGAUAAAAUAAGGAUAAGUUUUCAGGUGGGAGAGAGAAAAAAAAAACCCAUUCCUUUAAUUUGUGUACAUACUUCUCCCUAUAUUUUCGCAGGAAUAAACAUCUUUUCAAACUUUG
Anolis sagrei ordinatus is the source of this 2451-nucleotide messenger RNA. The record is from RefSeq and is a predicted model, not a curated record. NCBI's taxonomy places the organism in Eukaryota, Metazoa, Chordata, Lepidosauria, Squamata, Anolidae.